Messenger RNA from Spirodela intermedia, 4213 nucleotides. NCBI's taxonomy places the organism in Eukaryota, Viridiplantae, Streptophyta, Magnoliopsida, Alismatales, Araceae. The record is from the annotation of a GenBank genome assembly.
AUGGCGAAUUCCACCAAGGAUGCAGAUCCCUCCCUGGGGUUCCUAACCCGGAGGGACACAGAGGUGAAGCUUCCUCGACCCACAAGGGUGAAGAACAAGUCGCCGGCGCCCAUACAGAUCACUGCGGAGCAGAUCCUCCGGGAGGCCAGGGAGCGGCAGGAGGCGGAGAUUCGCCCGCCCAAGCAGAAGAUAACUGACCACGCCGAGCUCGCUGAUUACCGCCUCCGCAAGCGCAAGGAGUUCGAGGACCUCAUCCGCCGGGCCCGAUGGAACACCAGCGUUUGGGUGAAGUAUGCUCAAUGGGAGGAGUCGCAGAAAGAUUUCGCCCGUGCCCGCUCUAUCUGGGAGCGGGCCCUCGAGGUCGACUACCGCAACCACACCCUCUGGCUCAAGUACGCCGAAGUGGAGAUGAAGAACAAAUUCGUUAAUCAUGCCCGGAAUAUUUGGGAUCGUGCUGUUGCCCUCCUCCCCCGGGUCGACCAGCUCUGGUACAAGUACAUUCACAUGGAGGAGAUGCUCAGCAAUGUUGCGGGCGCCCGUCAGAUUUUUGAGCGCUGGAUGGAAUGGCAGCCAGACCAGCAAGGUUGGUUGUCCUAUAUCAAGUUUGAGCUACGGUAUGGUGAGGUCGAGCGGGCACGGGCCGUCUAUGAGCGCUUCGUCGCUUGCCACCCGAGGAUCUCUGCCUGGAUCAAAUAUGCCAAGUUUGAGAUGAAGAACGGGGAGGUUGCCCGGGCACGUGGAUGCUACGAGCGUGCUGUUGAGAUCCUCUCCGAUGAUGAAGAAGCUGAGCAGUUGUUUGUCGCGUUUUCUGAGUUUGAGGAGCGGUGCAAAGAGACAGAGAGGGCUCGAUGCAUUUACAAGUACGCACUUGACCACAUUCCCAAGGGGCGUGCUGAAGAUUUGUACCGGAAGUAUGUAGCAUUUGAGAAGCAGUAUGGUGAUCGGGAGGAGAUUGAAGAUGCAAUUGUGGGCAAGAGAAGGUUCCAGUAUGAGGAUGAAGUCAGGAAGAAUCCCCUUAACUAUGAUCAUUGGUUUGAUUACAUAAGACUGGAGGAGAGUGUUGGAAGUAAGGAUAUGAUCAGAGAGGUAUAUGAGAGGGCGAUUGCCAAUGUACCACCUGCUGAGGAGAAGAGGUACUGGCAGCGCUACAUCUACCUGUGGAUUAACUAUGCGUUGUACGAGGAACUGGAUGCAGAGGAUGUUGAGAGAACGAGAGAUGUUUACAGGUAGGUAUGCUUAUCACUACUUAUUACUUAAAUGAAUGAGAAUGGAAGAGAUGUAGUGACCACUAUGCUGAGUUACUCUUCGUUCCUUUUGGGCCUCGAUGAAAGUAUAAUGGACAAGUUGACAUCUCCUAUUUUUUAGUCGGUGAUCUCUUCUCAUUAUAGACCCAAGUAGUACAGCCGAAAGCAUACCCUUAACAUACCAAAGAAACCUCAUAAUGAACGUGCUUAAUCACAGUAAAGAAAUAGUCUGUACUACUCUAUUUAAGUCACAGUACAGGGAAAUAUCAGAAAUAGCUAAAAGAGAUCUGUGACUUUUUAUAGUGUGGGAGAUAUACCUCUGCCCUUUGCUCCGUCUUGGACUUCUGCAAAAUUUUCUUGUCAGCUGAAUUUUUUUUCUUGUCAGAUCCAACUGCCCAAUCUUUCCUGGGCUUCAUAGCUGCAUGAACAACAUGAACAAUUUCAUGGAACGACUCUUGGAUUCUCAUCUUCUUUCAUUCCUGUUAAGCACCUUGGGGACAACGGUACCAAUAGAUCCUAAUAUUUUAUCCUCAUUGUGAGGAUGUUAACUCAACCGCCUGUCCAUUAUGUCGAAUAUUACUGUUUUCAUGUUUCAUCGAAUAUCCACGACUAGAUAAAUCACUGUUUCUGUUAUCAUUGGGACUUCUGGUGGCUCUCAUCUUUAUAAAGUUUUUUAUGCGUUUUUAUUUAAAAAUAAGUUAAUUAUCUUUUGUGCGUUGCUCAAGACCGUGCUUUCCUUUGAUCUCUUCAUCUUUCUCCAUCGAACCUUUGUACGGAUGAUUGGAUCGAGGAUCUCCUUUCAGCACUUUCAGGGAAAAAAAGAGAAAAUUCAUGUUUAGCACUCUGCCUCCAUCUUUCUAGUCCUCUUUCCUCUUUACGAAAGUUAAAUAUGAAUGUUGCAUCUGGAUAAUCAUGAAAUACUUGUACUAAAUUUGCAUCUCACGUAGAACUUGGUGUACACUCUUAUCUUUAUGAACUGAGCUCCCGACUACCUUCAAUACUCCCAUACCUUUGUUUUAUAACAUUUUUUUGGUUUACAGAAGUAUGAACAAAAAGAUACCUGUCUGGAUCACCUUCUGUAUUCCAUUAUAAUUGAAUUUCUUUGGCAUAAUUCAUCUUUUGCGAGUGCAUAUUUUAAACAUGACUCUGCUUGGUUUAUCUUCUGUUUAUAGGCCCAUUAUGCAUUGUAUUUUCGAUUUACAAGAAUUGUUUAAUUAUCACGACAUUGCUUCAUUCCACUUUCUGUUUCUGUGCCCUUGAUGUUUUAUUUAUGUUUAUCAAUCAUAUCACUGCUUCAUUCCCACCUAUAUUUGUUGAUAUGUAGUAAAGUUACCGUUAUUGUUGUGAAUUUGCUAUCUUAUAAAUAAAUGGAGUCUCAUUGGUUCUUUUUUCUAUAUUUAUGGCUGUCAGUCCAAAAUUCAGUGAAUUAAAACGUUUUACGUAUAUAUUUCUUUGAUGCACAGGGAAUGCCUAAAGUUAAUCCCGCACAAAAAGUUUUCAUUUGCUAAGAUAUGGCUUAUGGCUGCACAAUUUGAAAUACGACAAAAGAAUCUCCAAGCUGCCAGAAAAAUCCUAGGGACGGCCAUUGGAAUGGCCCCAAAAGACAAGGUAUUCAUCAGAACUUCCAUUCUUUUUUUUUCGUUGUUAAUAUCUAAUGUCUAACUGUAAUCUAAAUGUUCACAGAUUUUUAAAAAAUAUAUAGAAAUAGAAUUGCAGUUAGGGAACAUUAAUCGCUCCAGAACGCUUUACGAAAAGUACCUCGAAUGGUCUCCCACAAAUUGUUAUGCUUGGAGCAAGUUUGCUGAAUUGGAGGCAUCUUUGAAUGAGACAGAGCGUGGUCGAGCUAUAUUUGAGCUUGCCAUAUCCCAAGAUGCUCUAGAUAUGCCGGAAUUGUUGUGGAAGGUAUGCCAUACCUCUUUCAAUCAAGUUACUGCAGUUAUGAGUUCUCAUAAUACUUGAAAGGCUAUGCAGUAAUACCUUUCUCUAACCUUAGUAAUGACAUUGAUUGAUCUGAUUUUGGAAAAAAGAUCAUUCAAUUUUUAAAAAAGUUUGUUCAUUGUACCUGGGGUUGGUUAAUUAAGCCUAUUUGAAGGUUUCAGGGAUUUACUGAUCCUUUGCAGAAAAAAAAUCAAAUGAAAUACUAAAUCAGGUUUGAAUUUAAGAAUCCCGCGAAAGUUACUGGGGCAUAAGAUGACAGGAUAUUUAAAUGCUGCCUGGUAAUUUCGUUUGGUACCUUCUCUGAUUCACCGUGAUGCUCAUCUUUGUUUGUUUCGCCGUUUCUUCCUUAUCAGGCAUACAUAGACUUUGAAAUAUCAAAGGGUGAAAGUGGAAGGGUUAGACAACUUUAUGAAAGGCUUUUGCAACGAACAAAACACUUGAAAGUAUGGAUCAGUUAUGCGAAAUUCGAGGCUUCUGCUAUUACGGGGGAGGAAAGAGAUGAUGAAGACUCUUUUACCGACACAGAAGAAUCAAAACUUCAACGAUCGCGAGGUAUAUACAAAGGGUAUAUUUCCUGCAUUUGAAAAAUCCUUGUUAUGCUUGUUAAUCCGUUUUCUUCUUUACCAGCUAUCUUCGAGAGAGCAUUUGACUACUUUAGAACAAAUGAGCCUGAUUUGAAGGAAGAGAGAGCUAUGCUUUUGGAUGACUGGCUGAAUGUAGAAAGCAGUUUCGGGAGCAUUGGAGAUGUAAGCAUCGUGAAAAAGAAGUUACCGAGAAAGGUGAAACGCAAGAGAGCUAUCACAUCAGAAGAUGGUGGUCAGGCUGGGUAUGAUUCUUACCUUUCCACUGAUUUACUGGUUUUUAGACAAUAAUUCCUUCUUUACCAAUAAUCCCUUUGUUGAUAUUGCAAAUUUUGCAGUUACGAGGAAUAUAUCGACUACAUUUUCCCUGAUGAAGAGGUGGCUACAAAGCUUAAAAUUUUGGAAGCUGCGUACAAAUGGAAAAAGCAACGAACUGAUACUGAUGACUGA